ACAAAAUGGAGGCCUCACAAUUAGUGACAGUCCAAAAUAUCAGUACCUAAUCAGGUAAGUUGUGGUAACAAUGGCAGAGUAUGUAGGCAGAGCAAUUUUGUCUCAAUAUUCAUCAAGCCAACCACUGUGCCACCAUGGCCGCAUUUAUCAAUAACUAAAUUUUAAGUUCAUAAGACACAUCACUACAUCAUAGUAUCAGUAGUUUACACCAAAAAUUGAAAAGCAAUGAGUUACAUAGGAGAACAAGGUGAUGACGUCCAACAAAGAAGUUACUGGAGAUGGAACAAAGAUGAUUUCUUACCAGAAGAAUCAUUCCAAACCUGGAGCACCUAUCGAUCAGCACUAUCGCAAAUAGGUUUCCGAUUCAAGGACCGCCUUGUGAGCCGCUCUGAUGAUGCCAAUGAGAUAACAGAACUUCGAAAACAAAGUGAGAAUGACAUGAAACGUUGCCUCACCUGGUGGGAUCUUACAUGGUUUGGAUUUGGGUCGGUCAUUGGAGCAGGCAUCUUUGUACUCACUGGCAAAGAAGCUCAUUAUCAUGCUGGACCAGCCAUUGUCUUGUCUUAUGUUGCCUCAGGUAUUUCAGCAAUGCUUUCUGUAUUCUGCUAUACAGAGUUUGCAGUAGAGAUCCCAGUGGCAGGCGGAUCAUUUGCUUAUUUAAGAAUUGAAUUAGGAGAUUUUGUGGCGUUCAUCACAGCUGGAAACAUACUUCUUGAAAGCAUUGUUGGAAGUGCAGCAGUUGCCAGAGCAUGGACUUCUUACUUCACCACUCUCUUAAACCGUCAACCUAACUCACUACGUAUCCAUACAAAUCUCAGCAAAGGAUAUAAUCUCUUGGACCCAAUUUCAGUUGCAGUUUUGGCAAUUUCUGCAAUCAUUGCAAUGAUCAGCACAAAGAAAACUUCACAAUUCAAUUGGAUAGCAACUGCACUGAAUACUGUGGUGAUCUUGUUUGUGAUAAUUGCAGGGUUUGCUCAUGCCAACACAUCAAAUUUGACGCCUUUUUUGCCGAAAGGAGCCAAAGGGAUCUUCCAAGCAGCUGCUAUUGUUUACUUUGCUUAUGGGGGAUUCGAUAACAUUGCCACCAUGGCUGAAGAAACAAAAAACCCAUCAAGAGACAUACCAUUAGGAUUACUUGGAUCGAUGUCUAUCAUCUCUGUUAUAUAUUGCUUGAUGGCACUUUCCUUAAGUAUGAUGCAGAAAUACACAGAGAUAGAUCCAAACGCCGCCUAUUCUAUGGCAUUUCAGAGUGUAGGAAUGAGAUGGGCUAAGUACCUAGUAGCUGUUGGUGCCCUUAAGGGGAUGACCACUGUCCUUCUGGCAGGGGCACUUGGGCAGGCACGAUAUACUACUCAUAUUGCACGAGCACACAUGAUUCCACCCUGGUUUGCACUUGUCCAUCCAAAGACUCGAACACCAAUAAAUGCCACGCUUUUGAUAGCUAUUCCAAGUGGUCUCAUUGCUUUCUUUUCAAGCUUGGAUAUCUUAGCAAGCUUGCUAUCUGUGAGCACUCUAUUCAUAUUCAUGAUGAUGGCUGUAGCACUUCUUGUGAGGAGAUACUAUGUGAGGGAAGUCACACCCGGAAACCUCCUGAAGCUUGUAAUAUUCUUGCUGAUUAUUAUUGCUUCCUCAAUGGGAACUUCAGCCUACUGGGGACUAAGGCCUAAUGGAUGGGUGGGAUACAUUGUAACAAUUCCACUUUGGUUCCUGGGGACUAUGGGAAUAUCAAUACUUCUGCCCCAGCAGAGGACACCAAAAGUUUGGGGGGUCCCACUGGUUCCAUGGUUUCCGUCAUUGUCAAUUGCAACAAAUAUCUUCCUGAUGGGGUCUUUGGAACCUCAAGCUUUUAUAAGGUUUGGAAUCUGUACAGGGGUAAUGCUGGUUUACUACAUUUUCGUUGGUCUUCAUGCAACUUAUGAUAUGGCCCAUCGACAACAAAAGCUAGAGGCCCUGAAGGUUAAGAAUGAAGAUGGAGGGAAAGCAUAGGCUUAGUUUAUCGUGUUCCACCAUCCA
Molecule: messenger RNA, 2013 nt
Organism: Durio zibethinus
Lineage: Eukaryota; Viridiplantae; Streptophyta; Magnoliopsida; Malvales; Malvaceae
Gene: CAT5
Product: cationic amino acid transporter 5
Biological process (GO): transmembrane transport; amino acid transport
Cellular component (GO): plasma membrane
Molecular function (GO): L-lysine transmembrane transporter activity; L-glutamate transmembrane transporter activity
Source: RefSeq, a predicted model, not a curated record